Coccinella septempunctata (seven-spotted ladybird) is the source of this 579-nucleotide messenger RNA. RefSeq names its product glutaredoxin-like protein C5orf63 homolog. The record is from RefSeq and is a predicted model, not a curated record. NCBI's taxonomy places the organism in Eukaryota, Metazoa, Arthropoda, Insecta, Coleoptera, Coccinellidae. Bases 1 to 348 code for a protein of 115 amino acids. The transcript has 2 exons.
AUGACAAUAGCUGUGUCACUGAUCAAGAAACUGUGCUCGUUAGAAAAUUUUAUACGAGAUUGCUUUUCUAACAGGCCGGCCGGAUGCAUACCUGGAGAAUUGCCCAAACUUACCCUGUUUACUAAGGAUCCUUGUCCACUCUGCGACGACGUUAAGGCAGAAUUAAAGCCGUACUUGAAUAGAGUCACCUUCGAAACUGUCGAUAUCACCAAGAAGGAAAAUCUUAGAUGGUUGAGAUUGUACAGGAACGACAUACCUGUGCUUUUUCUGAACGGGCAGUAUCUUUGCAAGCAUAGGUUAGAUGAGGAUUUAUUUUUACAGAGGUUGGAAUAUUUGGAAAGCAUAUAAUAAUGAUGAAGAUGGUGAAAAAAUGAACCAGAUGAGAUUCUCUGUCAUGAAAAAAUAUACAUUUCGCUGAAAAGCAUUCUGAAAAACAGUAUUCAAGGUUGAAACAAAACGAAGGUAGAUGCAGAGCAAGAAAGAUUAUUUCUUAUUCUAUUUGUAAGUCAUUAUUAGGACGUACAUUCAUGUUUAUAGGCAAAUAAAUUGAUUUUUUGUGAAUAAAGAUCUUCAAGUAAC